This is a messenger RNA of Terrapene triunguis (Three-toed box turtle), 1410 nucleotides long. RefSeq names its product transcription factor AP-2 beta (gene TFAP2B). Gene Ontology annotation, biological process: regulation of transcription by RNA polymerase II; anatomical structure development; regulation of cell population proliferation. The coding region runs from base 1 to 1410 and encodes 469 amino acids. Gene Ontology annotation, cellular component: nucleus. The transcript is spliced from 8 exons. NCBI's taxonomy places the organism in Eukaryota, Metazoa, Chordata, Testudines, Emydidae. Gene Ontology annotation, molecular function: RNA polymerase II transcription regulatory region sequence-specific DNA binding; DNA-binding transcription factor activity, RNA polymerase II-specific. The record is from RefSeq and is a predicted model, not a curated record.
AUGCACUCACCUCCUAGAGAACAGCCUGCCAUCAUGCUCUGGAAACUGGUUGAAAAUGUCAAGUAUGAAGAUAUCUAUGAGAUGUUAGUCCACACCUAUUCCGCCAUGGACCGGCAUGAUGGAGUCCCCAGCCACAGCUCCAGAUUGUCCCAGCUGGGCUCUGUCUCCCAGGGACCCUAUUCCAGCGCCCCGCCGUUGUCUCACACCCCGUCCUCGGAUUUCCAGCCGCCUUACUUCCCACCCCCCUACCAGCCUCUUCCUUACCACCAAAGCCAGGACCCGUACUCCCAUGUCAAUGACCCUUACUCCCUAAACCCCUUGCAUCAACCCCAGCAGCACCCUUGGGGACAAAGGCAGAGGCAAGAGGUGGGAUCAGAAGCCGGCUCACUGCUGCCACAGCCUCGGGCCGCCUUGCCUCAGCUCUCGGGACUGGACCCCAGGCGGGACUACCACUCAGUGAGGCGGCCAGAUGUUCUCCUUCACUCGGCACACCAUGGCCUGGAUUCCGGCAUGGGAGACAGCCUUUCUCUGCAUGGCAUCGGACACCCAGGAAUGGAGGACGUGCAGUCAGUUGAAGAUGCCAAUAACAGCGGUAUGAACCUAUUGGACCAGUCUGUCAUUAAAAAAGUUCCAGUUCCUCCAAAAUCUGUUACUUCUCUGAUGAUGAAUAAAGAUGGCUUCCUGGGUGGAAUGUCAGUCAAUACCGGAGAGGUGUUUUGCUCAGUACCUGGCCGCUUGUCCUUGCUCAGUUCCACUUCAAAGUAUAAAGUAACCGUGGGAGAAGUUCAAAGACGCCUCUCGCCUCCAGAGUGUCUGAAUGCAUCCCUUCUAGGAGGAGUACUUAGAAGAGCCAAAUCGAAAAAUGGGGGGAGAUCGUUGAGAGAGAGGCUAGAAAAAAUCGGUUUGAAUUUACCAGCCGGCAGGCGUAAGGCAGCAAAUGUCACUUUACUCACCUCCCUGGUGGAAGGUGAAGCUGUUCACUUAGCUCGGGAUUUUGGAUACAUCUGUGAAACGGAGUUUCCAGCCAAAGCUGUUUCCGAGUACCUGAACAGACAGCACACGGACCCCAGCGAUCUCCACUCCAGGAAGAACAUGUUACUGGCUACAAAGCAACUUUGUAAAGAAUUCACGGAUCUCUUGGCCCAGGACAGGACACCCAUUGGCAACAGCAGACCCAGCCCUAUUUUGGAACCAGGCAUUCAGAGCUGCUUGACUCACUUCAGCCUCAUCACCCAUGGCUUUGGGGCCCCAGCCAUCUGUGCUGCCCUCACAGCCCUCCAAAACUACCUGACUGAAGCUCUCAAAGGCAUGGACAAGAUGUUCUUGAACAACAACACUGCUAACAGGCACACAUCUGGGGAAGGACCAGGUAGUAAAACUGGAGACAAGGAAGAGAAACACAGAAAAUGA